AUGGCUAAACACGAAGAGCUUCCAAUCCCCGUUUUCGAAACUCUGGAGCCUGUAUAUGGCGGUGAUCCUCACUUGGAAGAAGCUCGCCUUCGUUUCGAUAAUUUGAAGUCUAAAUUUCUCAAAUUCUUCGGUCACCAACCUCAACUCUUCGCUCGCUCACCGGGGAGAGUGAACUUGAUCGGGGAACACAUUGACUAUGAAGGAUACUGUGUGUUGCCCAUGGCCAUUCGCCAAGAUACGAUCGUCACCAUUCGGAAAAACGAAGGCCAAAACGUUCUUACAAUUGCGAAUGUCAAUGACCAAACAUAUGCCACGUGUACUUAUCCUGCUGAUCCUAACCAGGCGCUUGACUUGAAGCAUCACAAAUGGGGCCACUAUUUUAUUUGUGGGUACAAAGGUUAUUACGACUACGCAAAAUCGAAAGGAGUGGACGUUGGUCAACCGGUUGGGCUUGAUGUCCUUGUUGAUGGAAUAGUUCCCACAGGUUCUGGACUUUCAAGCUCUGCGGCGUUUGUUUGUUCUUCUACAAUUGCUAUUAUGGCUGCUUUUGGUGUGAACUUUCCAAAGAAAGAAAUUGCACAAGUUACAUGUGACUGUGAACGACAUAUUGGCACGCAGUCUGGUGGGAUGGAUCAGGCAAUCUCUGUCAUGGGCAAAGCAGGGUUUGCAGAGCUGAUUGAUUUUAAUCCAAUCCACGCAACAGAUGUGGAACUUCCAGCUGGCGGGACUUUUGUUAUAGCCCAUUCUUUGGCAGCGUCUGAGAAGGCUGUUACUGCUGCUACAAAUUAUAACAAUAGGGUUCUUGAAUGCAAUUUGGCUUCUAUUGUGCUUGGCAUAAAGCUAGGAAUGAAACCACAAGAGGCAAUAUUAAAAGUGAAAACAUUAUCUGAUGUUGAAGGCAUGUGUGUAUCAUUUGCCCGUAAACAUAACUCUUCUGAUCCUGUUCUUGCUGUCAAGGAAUUUUUAAAGGAAGAACCUUACACAGCUGUUGAAAUUGAAGGAAUUACUGGGGAGAAGUUGACAUCAUCUUUUAGCAAUAAUACAGCUUAUUUGGAUGUCAUAAACGUUGCUAAGCAAUACAAGUUGCACCAGAGAGCUGCACAUGUGUAUUCAGAAGCCAAUAGGGUUCAUGCUUUCAAGGAUGUUGUAUCAUCAAAAUUAAGUGAGGAUGAUAAGCUAAACAAGCUUGGUCACCUUAUGAAUGAAAGUCAUCAUAGCUGCAGUGUUUUAUAUGAAUGCAGCUGCCCAGAGUUGGAAGAACUUGUAAAAAUUUGCCGUGACAAUGGUGCUCUUGGGGCAAGGCUAACUGGAGCCGGAUGGGGUGGUUGUGCUGUUGCUUUGGUAAAAGAGAACAUCGUACCACAAUUUAUCCUUAGUUUGAAGGAACGUUUCUACAAAGCUAGAAUUGACAAGGGCGUGAUCAAGGAGAACAAUGUUGACAAUUAUGUUUUUGCUUCUAAGCCAUCAAGUGGUGCUGCCAUCUUCAAAUUUUAG
This is a messenger RNA of Abrus precatorius (Indian licorice), 1494 nucleotides long. RefSeq names its product galactokinase-like. The transcript is spliced from 13 exons. Gene Ontology annotation, cellular component: cytosol; cytoplasm. Lineage: Eukaryota; Viridiplantae; Streptophyta; Magnoliopsida; Fabales; Fabaceae. Gene Ontology annotation, biological process: carbohydrate phosphorylation; galactose metabolic process. The coding region runs from base 1 to 1494 and encodes 497 amino acids. Gene Ontology annotation, molecular function: galactokinase activity; ATP binding. The record is from RefSeq and is a predicted model, not a curated record.